CUGCUCACAUAUAUCCAGGCUCCAGACACAACCCACAAACACUGAUCCCAGCUCUGAGGAGGGAGACAGAAGGCUGUUCAUUUUAGUAAAGCCACAGUGCCUGGAUUUGCCAGAAGUUGCACAGAAAGGCAGCAGGGUAUUGUGGAAAAAUUCUCGACAAGAUGAACCAGGGGUCAAGCCGUGGUGAGCAGCAGCCCAAGACUCCCCACGACAGCACUGGAAUGGAAGGUUAUGGAAACCAAGACCUCAGCAAAAAGCAACUGAGACUUGUCCUGGUGGGUAAAACAGGAGCUGGGAAAAGUGCAACAGGGAACAGCAUCCUUGGAAAACAAGCAUUUGAGGCAAGACUAGCAGCAAAAUCGGUGACCAAGAAUUGUAAAAAAACAAGCAGAUUGUGGAAUGAGAGAGAAAUUGUAGUUGUGGAUACUCCUGGGAUUUUUGACACUGAUGUGUCUGAUGUGGACACUUCAAAGGAGAUCAGCCGCUGCCUCAUUAUGUCCUCCCCUGGGCCUCAUGCCAUCAUCCUGGUGGUGCCACUUACUCGUUACACCAAGGAGGAACAAGAUGCAGUAAAGAAGAUCCUGGGAAUUUUUGGUUCCAAAGCCAAGGAAUACAUGAUCCUUUUAUUGACCCGGAAGGAUGAUUUGGAAGGUGCUGAUUUGAAUCAAUAUUUACGUGAAACUAAGAAUGAAGCUUUGAAAGCCCUAAUAGGCCAGUUUGAUGGAAGAUACUGUGCAUUCAACAACCGAGCAACUGCAAGUGAGCAAGAAGCCCAGCUAAGAGACCUUCUGCAUUUCGUUGAGAAAGUAUUACAGAAUAAUGGAGGCUCUUGCUACACAAACCAGAUGUAUCAACUAGCUGAGGAGAAGAUUCAGAAAGCAAUUGAAGCAUUACAAAGAUCCUAUGAGCAAGACCUGGAAAGACUAAAAAAAGAAAUAAGACAGGAAUAUGAAGAAGAAAUCCAAAACUUAAAGAAUGAACUGGAGCAAAAAGAAAGAAAAGAAAAUAUGUUUAGGAAUCUUUCAGAAAAAGAAGAAAUCUAUGCAAACAAGCAAAGAUUUGCCAGAGAUGAGGUUCUGAGCCAAAAUAAAUUCGUUGAAAGAAUUAUAGAUAUCAUGAAAUCAGGGGUUUCUACCAUUCAAAACAUAUUUAAGGCUUAAGGAAAACCAUCUUUCACUCUAUACUCUAGCUUCUUCUAUUAAUCCUCAAUCCUCAAUCCUGGGAUUUUUCUCAAUUCUCCUCAACCCUCAGUCCUCUCAAUUCAGCUCUCCUGAAUCAGUUGUACAACUCAGAUAUUCAAGAAUAAAGAUAAUUGUCAAUACUUUAUCAUGAAAAAUUCCCUGAUUGAUCUACAAAUAAAGGAAUAGGACCUCUUUUCUGUGAAAAUUGAGAGAAAAAAGGUCUGUUACUGCCUUGGGAAUUCUUCCAUGAAGAUCUGGAGGAAAGGAAGGAAUACAGAGCAAAGCUUGUACUAGGAAUUCAGCUCUGCUUCCCAUUCCUUCUCUUUAAAAACACUAUAUCAAAAUGGACAGUUUUGUUUAUAUAAAAUUUAAAAGUUUUUGUGUACACAAAACCAGUGCAGCUGGCAUUAGAAAAGAAUCAGUAAACGGGGAAAAAAAUCUUUGCAGCAGGUUUCUCUACUAGAGAUCUCAUAUCUAAGAUAUAUAGUGAACUGAUUCAAAUAUAUAAGAAUAAGAACCAUUCUCCAUCUGAUAUGUUCAAAGGAAACAAACAUUUUCCAGGGAAAAAAAAUCCAAACUAUCAAUAACCAUAUAAAAAUGCCCUAAAUUACUAAUAAGUUUAGAAAUGCAAAUUAAAACAACUCUGAAGUUCCAUCUCAUACAUAUCAAAUUACAAAGCUGACAAAAAAGAAAAUGAUAAAUGCUGGAAGGGCUGUAGGAAAACAUGUACAUUAAUGCACUGUUGGUGCAUUGAGAACAAGUGAGAACAGGUCCAGACAUCCUAGAAAGCAAAUUGGAGCUAUGCCACCAAAGCUAUUAAACUGUCUAUACUCUUUGACUCAGCAAUAUCAUAGCUAGAUAUAUAUCCUGAAAGAGAUUUAAAAAAAGAAGACCCAGAUGUACAAAAAAUUUAGAGCAGUCCUUUUUGUGGCGUUCAAGAAUUGGAAAUUUAGAAAGUGCACAUCAUUUGGGGAGUGGUUAAGGAAGUUAUUGUAUUUGAAUGUGAUGGAAUACUAUAUUAUAUAUUGUACUAUAAGAAAUUAUGAGGGGGAUAGUUUCAUAGAAAGCUGGGAAGACUUGUAGGCAUUGAUUCGAAGUGAAGUGAUCAGUACUAGAACAAUUUAUUCAAUGACAACAGUAUUGCAAAAAAAAUAUUUUUGAAAUAUUUAGGAACUCUAAAUAACACAUUGACUAAAUACAAUUCCAAAAGAUACGUGAUGAAACAUGUUGCAUACCUCCUAAUUACAAGAGGUGUUGAGUUCAGAGUACAGAUUGAGAUAUGUCUCAUUUUUGUUUAAUUUGGGCAAUGUUCAAAUAAGUUUUGCUUCACUAUAUAUGUUUGUAGUAGGUUUUAUUUUUCUUUAUUUCUCAAUUCACAUGAGAGGGAAGGGAGGCAGUAAGGAGAGAAAGUAGAUUUUCAUCCAUUGAAAAAAAUAUUUUUUUCUAAUAAAAGAGAACAAGGUACCAACUGGAUCCUGGACCUCAUCCACGUUUCCAUUACUAAUGACAUCAAGAAACACUUCAUAUUAGCUAAUCUAAUUGACUUUUGGCAUUUAUCUCCUUAUAUUAAUGAAUAUUCCAAGGGUAAGGAGAUGAAAUCAUAUACAAUUAUUUUCAUAUUCACUCAGCCUAAAGGUUGGAGUUGCUCAGAGAGUUCCUAUGCUAUAAUAAGAUGACCUAUCUCAUUAUUCCUUUACUGAAGCUUACAGAAUUCUUUCAUUGGUUGUUAAUGAUACUAAAAAUAAUGGUGAUGGUGAUGAUGGUAACUCAUUUAUAGAGCUUUUUAGAAUUUACAAAGCCAUUCUUCCCAGAAACUUUGUGAGACUGUGGCAGGUAUCAUCUCCAUUUUACAGAUGAGGAAACUGAGACUGAAAAAGACUAAAUAAGUUACUCAUUGUCAUAUACUUAGUAAAUGUACAGAAUAGUAUUCAAAUCUGCAUCUCUCCUCACUCCAAGUCCAACACUUUUUCUAUUAUAAUGUCAUCCUUCCUGCUAAAUUACUGUUGGCUAAAUGUGUCAGAAUUUAAUCUGCCUAGUACAGAGCAUAUUCAGUAGAUAAUGAUGGGAUAAAUGGAGUGACCAAAUUAUAAUGACCAGAGAAGGUAAAAGAAAGACAUUGACUCAGAAGAUGAGAAAAUGUAGUUCAAUAUUUGUUCUCAUUCUACUAGAUUAUAUGCUUUAAAUAAUAAAAGUUCAUAUUUGUAAUUUUC
Messenger RNA from Phascolarctos cinereus (koala), 3391 nucleotides. RefSeq names its product GTPase IMAP family member 4-like. NCBI's taxonomy places the organism in Eukaryota, Metazoa, Chordata, Mammalia, Diprotodontia, Phascolarctidae. Gene Ontology annotation, molecular function: GTP binding. The record is from RefSeq and is a predicted model, not a curated record.